Molecule: messenger RNA, 3562 nt
Organism: Anneissia japonica
Lineage: Eukaryota; Metazoa; Echinodermata; Crinoidea; Comatulida; Comatulidae
Product: acid-sensing ion channel 2-like
Exons: 11
Coding region: 52-1989 (645 amino acids)
Biological process (GO): sodium ion transmembrane transport
Cellular component (GO): membrane
Molecular function (GO): ligand-gated sodium channel activity
Source: RefSeq, a predicted model, not a curated record
AACCAGAAGCGGUACCAAUUAACUCCAAUAUAUAUUUUUAUCUCAUAUAAAAUGGAGGAAAAAAAGAACUUUAAAGAGGCCCAAAAUGCAGGAGAUGAAGUUGGCAUAUCUGACCGGUUUCAGUCAUUUGGAGAACAGACAUCUAUCCACGGGAUACGAAACGUAACGAAGGGAAACAGACUGAAACGAAGAAUGUUUUGGGUAUUAGUACUAGUUUCCUCGUUUAGUAUUUUGACGUACCAGUUAUAUACAUCGGUCAAUGAAUAUCUCGAUUUUGACACAACUACAAAUUUUAAGCACGUUUACACAGGAUCACUGCAGUUUCCAAAGAUAACUCUUUGCAACGCAAAUAUGUUCAGAACAUCAAGAAUAAUACAGGAUUUUCGAACUCUUCUCACUUACUAUAAUGAGGGCUUAUGGUAUCUUAAAACCUUGUUCCCAGCAGUUAGUUUUAUACCUGCAAACAUAGAGUCGCCAUUACCUUUUGGAGAUGAAUUCCCAGGUGGUGGUGAUGUCAAAGCUUUCGUUACAAGAAACGGACAUCUUGUUGAUACUAUGGUGCACAUAUGUACCUUCAAUGGAGAACAAUGCAGCUCUGAUGAUUUUGUGCAAACAAUGACAAAUUAUGGUUUAUGCUACACAUUCGUACCACCACCCAAUAAAACCCUUAUCGACGAUAUUGGAAAUUCAUACGGAUUGAGUUUAAUUUUGAACGUCGAAACUAAUGAAUACUACUCAGCGCCAAGAGAAAAUGUUGGAUUUCGAAUUUCUGUAACAAGUGAAAAUGAUAUUCCAGACUUGCAGGCAUCCGGAAUUGACGUCUCCCCAGGGGUACAAACUCAGAUUGCACUUCAGAAAUCUAAAAUUGUAAAUUUACCGCAACCGUAUGGUAAAUGCAUCGAAAAGGGCGAUAAACAACUUAAGUAUCUUAGCCAACCAUACACACAGACUAAGUGUAUAACCGAGUGUGAAUCGGAUUUUAUCGCCCAACAUUGCUCAUGUAGAAUGUAUCACUCCCCUGGAGACGAUAACGUUCCAUUUUGUUCACCAAAGCAAAUGAUUGAGUGCUUUCACUCUAUUCAUAAAAAGUUUGUAUCCACGAGGAAUCAGAUAUGCGAUUGUCCAGAGGAAUGCACGAAAGAGGGGUAUAGAAAAUCGAUGUCCUUUAGCGUCUUCCCAUCGAGUGGCAUUGUAGAUAUACUUGAAUCGACUAGCAAGUCCAGUAUCACUGCGAGCGCAUUAGGAUACUAUAUCUGUUUAUACACUACAUACGAAAUAUAUGAGAAGGGUGCUGAAGAAUCAUAUAAUUAUUUGGCAAAUUUAACAUCGCAGUUGCUCGCCGAACUUCAGCCCGAGCAACCAGUCAGCUCACAGCUAGUUGUAUGGUACUGCAGUCCUUUAGUAUUCAGAUUGUUCAACUUAACAUACACCAUCAAAUAUAUAAUGGCUUCAACUAUGAUUGAUAACAUGUAUUUUGGAUUCGAUGAUCCAGAAUACGCAACCGGGUUUAAUUCAUCGCUUUAUUUUACCAGCAAAAAUAUUACAAAAACAUACUAUUAUGAUUUAGGCCUUUUUGAUAUGCAAUCUGCAAUAGCUGAAAUACAUUCGUGCCGUAAUGUUUUUUCUACUGCCGAAUAUGUGAACAAUACAAUAUACGAGGAAUUCUUUGAACAAUUCUUUGAAGAAUAUUACGAUGCAGAAUACAAGAAUAUGCAUAGCUUGUUCACAAAAUGGCUGAAUAUUCUUAUUAAGGAAAACAACAAAGUGAAGUUGACAACAGAAUUUAUCAAAGCUAAUUACGCCCGAGUUGAUAUCUAUUUUGAAACGCUAAAAGUGGAGGAGUUAACAGACCAACCUCGAUAUAAGUUGUUUUCACUCAUAUGUGAUCUUGGUGGUUCUAUUGGUCUUUUUUUUGGGGCAAGCAUAGUGGCCGUCGUCGAAGCUAUUGAUUUCUGGUUUAUUCAGGGUUGGAAGAAGAAAGAAAAGUAAUGUUUCAUCUGCAAUCUGAAAUACGUGAACAGCGCUUUGACAAUCAGUGAAAACUUUUAAAAAAUGAUUUCAUUUCUUUGUAAAUAAUCGUACUGGUAUUAUAACAUUUUCAAACACCAAGACAUGCUCUAGGGUAGGACUAGCAAUAGGGUGUCAUCACGAAAUCACUUUACCGAUCGUUAAGGUUUAGAUGUGAAUGUUCCAACAGAAAUUAUAUUUGAUAUUAGACUUAUUUAAUCUAAUUUUAAUUAUAGUAUUUAAAUAAAUGAUAUUACAUUAUUAUUAUAUGAUAUCACACGGGAUAUCAAAAUAAGGUGAUUAACUCUGAAAGUCUAUUAGUAAUAUUGUAUAUCUUGUUUUGGACUUUAAGAUUAGGAACACUCGGCAGAGUGAAAACUUGAUUUUUACACUCUCUUAUAAGUGGAACAAAACUAGUUCUUGAAGCACAGCAAAUAUAUAACAGAGGUCAGAGCUACAUGUGGCUACUUGUGACUCUGACAGAAGGUCCAUAUGAUGUGAUAUUUUAUAAAUGACAAGACGGGAUCUCUGAAUGGGUACCUUUAAAAAUAAUUCAUAUAACAUAAUAAAGAGAUAAUUAACUAUGUAUCGUCUUGCGGUAAUGAUAUAUAUAUAUAUAUAUAUAUAUAUAUAUAUAUAUAUAUAUAUAAUGCGGAAACUAUAUAUAAAUAAAUUGUUAAACGUUGAAGAAGAGGAAUCUGGGAGGGUGGAAAAAAUAGGUGCUCCAACCAAGGAUCUUCUGCUGUCUAUGCAGACGCCUUAACCAAUUAGGCCAUUGAGGAUUUGUUGGGAAUUUAAAUCCGAUAAAGCAUCUAAUUCUUCCACACUCAUGCGCAUGCGUAUGAGACAUCACUAGUCUUUCAUGCUUGGCAAAUAAUAGAAAUCAAUAGGAUACACCCUUUUCUUAUCAGCAAUUAACGAAGAGACGAAAUCUCUGAAGAGAUGUUUUUUGUGAGUAAAUAAUAAUGGAAACCGCCUUGCAGUAAUGCAGUAAGUAUAUAUAAUUAAUUUUAUUAAAACGUUAAAAAUAUAUAGUUUUGCAAUAGCACCUUUCCAACAAACUAGAUUUGAAUUGUAUAGGUGUAAUUUAGUCCUACCUGGCGUGGAAAUCAACAUACUCAGUACGUGUGAAAACAAUGGCGAAAAAAAUCGCAAGUUGUUCUUGGGUGGAACUCAAACCCACGAUCUCCAGAUAAUUAGCCUGGCAUCAUACCUCAAGACCACCGAGCUUGCGCCUGAUGGCCAAGGUUUGAAUUCGAGUCAAAGUAAACAGCGGGUACUGCAAUAUUGAUAGUAUUGGUAUUGUCAUGAUGGAAUAGACAAUAACAGGAUUUGCGUCAGGAGAAUCAAGUAUAGGUGUAAUUUUGCCCUACCUGACGUGGAAAUGUAUGCUGAAUACUCAGUACGUGUGAAAACAAUUGCGAAAACAAAAUAACAAGUUGUUUUGAGGUGGGACUCGAACCCACGAUCUGAAUUUGAAUGAAUAGUAUUAAAUUAUAACAAAGUGAUAGUAACAUACUUAUAGAUAUAAUUGUAUAAUUGCUGCGAAGUUGCU